This is a messenger RNA of Quercus robur (English oak), 1248 nucleotides long. RefSeq lists its product as uncharacterized. The transcript is spliced from 7 exons. NCBI's taxonomy places the organism in Eukaryota, Viridiplantae, Streptophyta, Magnoliopsida, Fagales, Fagaceae. The coding region runs from base 125 to 817 and encodes 230 amino acids. Gene Ontology annotation, molecular function: translation release factor activity. The record is from RefSeq and is a predicted model, not a curated record. Gene Ontology annotation, biological process: translational termination.
AAAAAAAAACAAUUUAUCAAAAAUUAGAGGUUGAGGGACAAUCGAAGAACGUAUUCAUUCACAAAAAACGGUCGGGUCAUCCUUUAGGUUUGCUUUUGAAGUUCGAAAAAAAAAAAAAAAAAAAAUGGCGGUAGUGAGAACCACAGCAAACGUAAUUCUGAGAGGCAUCUUCAAUCCUGCUCCUCUUUCUUCUUCUUCAUUUUCUUUGUCACGAUUGCGAGGUAUCGGUGGGACCCUCAGAUACGCAGCAGUCACAGAGCGUGGAAUCAGCUUUAGCCGCAUUCGAUGCGCCGCCGCGUCGGACGGAAAGAAAGUGUCAUCUCGGCUCGCGCAGGUUCAGCAGCUCUUGCAAGAAGCCGAGGACCGUGCUUUCUCCGCUGAUAUUAACCAGCCCAUCCCUAAAAUCACGCUCGAGCAUGUAACUGUCAAUUUUGCAAGAAGUGGUGGACCUGGAGGUCAAAAUGUCAACAAAGUGAACACAAAGGUGGACAUGCGCUUCAAUGUUGAAAAUGCAUAUUGGCUGAGUGACCGAAUAAGGGAGAAGAUUAUGCAGAUGGAGAAGAAUCGGAUCAACAAGGAUGGCGAGCUUGUGAUUUCUUCAACAAAAACUAGAACACAGAAGGGCAACAUUGAAGAUGCUUUGGCAAAACUUCAGGCAAUAAUUGAUGCUGCGUCAUAUGUACCACCACCUCCUUCGGAAGAGCAAAAGAAGAAAAUUGCAAAGAUGGCUGCUAUUGGGGAGCAGAAACGCCUUAAGAGCAAGAAGGUGCUUUCAGACAAGAAGGCAUUUAGAAGAAGUCGUAACAGCUGGGACUAAUCUUCUACUUUACAAGAUUUUAGUAAUCUGAGAUCAUUAAAUAUGUAAGUUCACUUGAAAUUCAAUUUGGUUGACUAUAUUUGGUUACUUCUUCAAGACUGUGUUCUGUGUAGGAAAUGAGGACAAGUAUUAUCUUUACCAUGAUAUUAGUUGGAGUGGGGAUGAGGGGAGGUGGGUUGCACAUCAGUUGAGUGACGGGAAACUAACCAUGGGCACUUUGGAAACCCCGUCUGAGAUCAGCAUGCUGGAAGGAUGUCGAGACUCGAGAGUACUUUUUACAUGGUCUUGUAAAAAAUACCAAAUGUUUGCCGAGUAAAUAGUCUCUUGAUGUAAGAUGACUGGGGAUAAUGUUCUAUUGAUGUAAGAUUACUUUGUUUUAUAGAGUUUUACACUGAUAUGAUUUAUACAAAUUGAGAGUUUGAUUUGUUUAA